Molecule: messenger RNA, 933 nt
Organism: Alligator sinensis (Chinese alligator)
Lineage: Eukaryota; Metazoa; Chordata; Crocodylia; Alligatoridae
Gene: GHSR
Product: growth hormone secretagogue receptor
Exons: 2
Biological process (GO): hormone-mediated signaling pathway; G protein-coupled receptor signaling pathway
Cellular component (GO): plasma membrane
Molecular function (GO): growth hormone secretagogue receptor activity
Source: RefSeq, a predicted model, not a curated record
GGCAUCGGCGGCAACGUGCUGACCAUGCUGGUGGUGUCGCGCUGCCGGGCCAUGCGCACCACCACCAACCUCUACCUGUCCAGCAUGGCCUUCUCCGACCUGCUCAUCUUCCUGUGCAUGCCCCUCGACCUGCUGCGCCUCUGGCAGGCGCGGCCCUGGACCCUGGGCGACCUGCUGUGCAAGCUCUUCCAGUUCGUGAGCGAGAGCUGCACCUACUCCACCAUCCUCAACAUCACGGCGCUCAGCGUGGAGCGCUACCUGGCCAUCUGCUUCCCGCUGCGCGCCAAGGUGGCCAUCACCAAGGGCAAGGUCAAGCUGGUCAUCCUCGGCCUCUGGGCCGUGUCCUUCGCCAGCGCCGGGCCCAUCUUCGUCCUGGUGGGGGUCGAGCACGACAACGGCACCAGCCCGGCCAGCACGGACGAGUGCCGCGCCACCGAGUACGCCAUCCAGUCCGGCCUGCUCACCGUCAUGGUGUGGACGUCCAGCGUCUUCUUCUUCCUGCCCGUCUUCUGCCUGACCGUGCUCUACAGCCUCAUCGGGAGGAAGCUGUGGAGGAGGAAGAGGAAGAACAUGGGGCCCAGCGCCUCGGUCAGGGACAAGAACAACAGGCAGACUGUCAAAAUGUUAGCGGUGGUGGUGUUUGCUUUCAUACUCUGCUGGUUGCCUUUUCAUGUGGACCGAUAUUUGUUUUCCAAAUCUUUUGAGGCUGGAUCCUUGGAGCUGGCAGUAAUUAGCCAGUAUUGCAACUUGGUGUCCUUUGUCCUCUUUUACCUUAGUGCUGCCAUCAACCCUAUUCUGUACAAUAUUAUGUCUAAGAAGUAUCGAGCUGCUGCUUGCCAACUGUUUGGACUCAAACCACUCCCAAAGAAAAGACUCUCUGCUACAAAACAAGAAAGCUCUCGUGCCUGGACAGAAUCUAGCGUUAUUACCUGA